CGCAAAGGCUGUGCCCAACCUACCUGGUGGGUCGCUCCAUGCUGACGGGACUCCUCGUUUCUAAACCCGAAUAGGCCAACGGAGAAUAAGAUCUUUUUGCCCAUGGCUAUCCUCAAGCUUCCAGCUUCGCCCGUAGUUCUGGUGGGCGGAGCACCGAUUGGGUUUAGUCAAGCUCUAUUUUCUGACCACAGGCACCAAGAUCCGCACCCUGUCUUCUCGACAUCCAUGCUCAAGAGAUCUCUUGGUGGCUCUGUUACCCCCCAUGUUUGGACCGUAGCUCCAUCUUAUCGUGGACUUGCACCUCGAAUAAAUACAUUUCACGGCCCAACCUUUGCUUCCAUCUUCCUCUUUUCCGCCCCUAGCAUCACACUGUUGGUCACUUGUUGACUGUUCGAUACCCGCUUGAGAUCUGCUUUGGGCAGGGUCAAGCUUCUCUUGUGUUCGCGACUUUCUCUCACAAGCCUUUCC
Molecule: messenger RNA, 468 nt
Organism: Neurospora tetraspora
Lineage: Eukaryota; Fungi; Ascomycota; Sordariomycetes; Sordariales; Sordariaceae
Exons: 1
Coding region: 103-387 (94 amino acids)
Source: RefSeq, a predicted model, not a curated record